Molecule: messenger RNA, 755 nt
Organism: Nematocida parisii ERTm1
Lineage: Eukaryota; Fungi; Microsporidia
Exons: 1
Coding region: 1-726 (241 amino acids)
Source: RefSeq, a predicted model, not a curated record
AUGAAUAAUUUAGUUAAACUUAGCAAAACAGUCUUUCAAGAUUUCCUAAAUGAUAUAAUACAGUCAAUAAUGUAUAAUAUGAGCCAGCCAAAUAAACUCCCAACUGAAAAUCUAAAAGAAUUUUCGGUAGAAUUCUUUAAAGUUCUUGCUCUUAUGGUACUAUUUGUGUUUUCUUAUCAAUAUAUUUUAAGACUUGCACUAAAUGUAAGUAAAAGCCCCCAAAAAAUAUAUAAUAGAGCAAUUUCUCCGCUUAUUUCUAUAUUUACAAAUCUAUUUUUUUGUGUUUGCGGGUUUAUUCCUACGUACAUCUAUAUAUAUAACCAAUAUGAAGUGUUUUUUGAGAAAAAUGUCGAGUUAUAUAAGAUUUUUGCUAUAUCUAUGUUUUGUGCACUGCCCAUUUUUUCCAUAAUAAUAUCAAGUAUUUUAAUUAGUAUAUUACCAAUUAAAAAGACUAGAAACAUAACAAUAUUAAUCUACAUGGCAUCAUUAAUUGUAAUGAUUUUUAUAUUUUUAAUUGAAAUUGCCCGCAUACUCAAACCUAACAAUGAUGCAUACAUAUUUUCGACUGCAGAUUCCUCUUUUAUUAAACAAUCUGCGAUCUAUGGUUUAUAUGCAUAUAAAAUCAGUAUUAUAGUGGCAGGAAUAACUACUUUGUUUAAUAUAAUCGUGUGGCUUCCUUGUAUUAUAUUUAAAAAUUUCAAUGGCAAGAAAAACCCUCGUUUAUAGAAAUAGUCUCGUAGACUAUUAAUACUAUG